AAAUUUCAGAGUUGCUUCAAGGAUAAAAAACAUAUCUUUUUGCUAUAUCGGCGCUAUUGAGGAUCUGGGUCUUGAUUUACCUUUGUGUACUGUAUAGCGUUGCUCGAGAUUCGUGCUUACUCGGCAUAAAGUUUGAGUCUUUACUAGUGGGCUUUUGAUCAAGUUCCUUGAUCUGGGCUCAAACCUACCUGCUUCAACCUUUUCUCCUUCCUGUCGAAGGAAAGUGAGGCAGAGCGAAGAAAAAAUGAGAGAAAAUUUUAGUAUUUUGGCUUGUGUCUGGUUUGCACUCCUUGGAUCUUGUUUGGCGAGGUUUGUAGUUGAGAAGAACAGUUUGAAGAUAACAUCACCUGAGUCACUGAAAGGUGUUCAUGAAUGUGGAAUUGGGAAUUUUGGGGUGCCCGAGUAUGGAGGUACAAUGGUUGGAACUGUGUUGUACCCCAAAUCCAACCAUAAGGCAUGCAAGAGUUUCGACGAUGGUGAUGUUUCCUUCAAGCACAAGCCCGGUGGCAUUCCAGUUUUCCUGCUUGCAGACAGGGGAGAUUGCUAUUUCACGCUGAAAGCGUGGAAUGCUCAGAAUGGUGGGGCCGCAGCCAUUCUAGUAGCCGAUAAUCGAGUGGAGCCUCUUAUCACCAUGGACACCCCUGAGGAAGAAGACGCACGUGCAGAUUAUUUGCAGAACAUAUCUAUUCCAUCUGCACUCAUUAGCAAGGAGCUCGGGGACAAAAUUAAAAAGGAACUAGCUAAUAGCCGUAUGGUCAGCAUAAAUCUCGACCGGAGAGAGUCUCUCCCACACCCAGACGAGCGAGUUGACUACGAGCUAUGGACCAACAGCAAUGACGAGUGUGGUCCUAAGUGCAAUGCCCAGUUGGAUUUCGUCAAGGAUUUCAAGGGGGCUGCACAGAUACUGGAGCAAAAAGGAUACACUCAGUUCACCCCGCAUUACAUAACUUGGUAUUGUCCCGAGGCUUUUAUACCGAGCAAGCAGUGCAAGUCUCAGUGUAUAAACCAUGGGCGGUAUUGUGUUGAUACUUUAACAUAUUGUUCACCCGAUCCCGAGCAGGAUUUCAGCAGAGGGUAUGAUGGGAAGGAUGUUGUCGAGCAGAAUUUACGCCAGGCGUGCUUUUUUAAAGUAACGAAUGAGAGUGGAAAGCCGUGGCUGUGGUGGGACUAUGUAACGGAUUUUUCAAUCCGUUGCCCGGUGAAGGAUAACACGUACACGGAAGAGUGUGCUAAUGAAGUCAUUCGCUCAUUCGGUGUUGAUGUAAAGAAGAUUGAUGAAUGUGUUGGAGAUACCGAGGCAGAUGUUGAAAACCCGAUUCUAAAAGCCGAACAGGAAGCACAGAUCGGGAAGGGCACACGAGGAGAUGUUACUAUCUUGCCAACUCUUGUUGUGAACAAUAGACAAUAUAGAGGUAAGCUGGACAAGCGAGCAGUUCUCAAGGCCAUUUGUUCAGGCUUUGAGGAGACUACAGAACCCGCGAUUUGUUUGACUAGAGAUAUAGAAACAAAUGAAUGUUUGGAGAACAAUGGUGGAUGCUGGCAGGAUAAGGCCACCAACAUAACUGCUUGCAGGGAUACUUUCCGAGGAAGGGUUUGCGAGUGCCCCAUUGUGCAAGGUGUGAAAUUCGUUGGCGAUGGUUAUACUCAUUGUGAAGCUUCUGGUUCAUUGAGAUGUGAAAUAAAUAAUGGAGGAUGUUGGAAGGGGACAAAAGAUGGAACAACAUAUUCGGCAUGCAUUGACGAUCACACAAAAGGCUGCAAGUGUCCAGCAGGGUUCAAGGGUGAUGGAGUUAAUAACUGUGAAGAUAUUGAUGAAUGCAAAGAAAAGCUAGCUUGCCAGUGUCCGGAGUGCAAAUGCAAGAACACUUGGGGGAGUUUUGAGUGCAGUUGCAGUGACAAUUUAUUUUACAUACGCGAACACGACACGUGUAUAGGUGAAGAAUCUACUGCAAGAUAUAGCUGGAGCUUUGUGUGGGUGAUUAUUCUUGGUUUGGCUUUAGCAGGAGUUUCAGGGUAUGCACUGUACAAGUAUAGAAUCCGGAGAUACAUGGAUUCUGAGAUUCGAGCAAUCAUGGCUCAGUAUAUGCCCUUGGACAAUCAAGGGGAAGUUCAUUCUUAAAGAUGACACAUAAAUACCAAUAACGGGCAAAGAAAAUGGAAAUAAAACGAAAUGCAAAUCUGUAUCGACAUCAGUUUUAUUCGGUUGUGAGGGGUUUGCUGUCAGUUGUACCUUCUGACCAUAUGUUUAUAGAUGUAAGGUUUGAAACUUCUGUACAUGUAGAGUUCUGGUUUCUCCACACUUCGUAAACUCCCAUUGAUUUGGGAAAUUUUCAGUUUGAUGUGGAUAUUUUAUGUUCAUUCAUAAGGGGGGCUUUAUAUUGGAGUAUGGAAAUCAAUUUACAUGUUUUUUGUUUUUCUUAAACACAAUAUAAGGUUUAGUCCCAAUUAUACUACGUAAAUAA
Striga asiatica is the source of this 2462-nucleotide messenger RNA. The record is from the annotation of a GenBank genome assembly. Lineage: Eukaryota; Viridiplantae; Streptophyta; Magnoliopsida; Lamiales; Orobanchaceae.